AUGAGUUCUCAGGGUACGCCCCCAACGGGGGAGGGGGGCAGCGAAGGGUCUCCUGCAGCAGCAGCAGCAGCAGCAACAGCAGCAGCAGCAGCAGCAGGUGAUGGGCCUUUAGCACCAAAGCAGGAUGAUGUAGCUGCCUCUACACAGCAGCAGCAGCAGCAGCAGCAGCAGCAGGAGCAGCAGCAGCAGCAGCAGCAGCAGGAGACAGAAGAAAAAGGAGACAGCGGGGGUGAGACAGAUGAGGAUACAGAUAAGGAAGAAGGCAGCAGCAGCAGCAGCAACAGCAGCAGCAGCAGCAACAACAGCAGCAGCAGCAGCGAAGGAGAAGAGGAGACAGAGGGAGAGGAAGCAGAUAGCGACAAAGACAGCAGCAGCAACAGCAACAGCAGCAGCAGCAGCAACAACAACAGCAGCAGCAGCAGCAGCGAAGGAGAAGAAGAGACAGAUAAUGAAGAAGAGACAGCAGAAGCUGCAGCAGAUGAAAAAGAGAAAGAAAGCCCGGCUGCAGCAGCAGCAGAUGCUGCAGCAGCAGCAGAUGCUGCAGCACCAACAGCAGCAGCAGCAGAUCCUGCAGCAGCAGCAGCAGCAGCAGAUCCUGCAACAGCAGCAGCAGCAGCAGAUCCUGCGGCAGCAGAUCCUGCAUCAGCAGCAGCAGAUCCUGCUGCUGCAGCAGCAGCAGAUCCUGCAGCAGCAGCAGCAGCAGCAGCAGCAGAUCCUGCAGCAGCAGCAGCAGCAGCAGCAGAUCCUGCAGCAGCAGAUGCUGCAGCAGCAGCAGCAGCAGCAGACCCUGCAGCAGCAGAUCCUGCUGCUGCUGCUGCUGCUGAAUCAGAGCAGCAAGAGCAUGAGAAGGAGACAGAAGAAAAGGAGACAAACAAAGAAGAAAAACAGAAGCAGCAAGGCGAUGCAGCAGCAACAGAUGUUGCUGCUGCUGCAGCAGAUGCUGCUGUAGCAGAAGAUGCUGCAGCAGCAGCAGCAGCAGCAGCAGAUCCUGCUGCUGCUGCUGCUGCUGAUGCUCAAUCGGAGCAGCAAGAAGAAGAAGAAGAGACAGAAGAGGAGACAGAAGAAGAAGAGGAGACAGAAGAAAAGGAGACAGAUGAAAAUAAAGAAGAGACAGAUAAAGAAAAAGAGACAGAUAAAGAAGAGACAGAUAAAGAAGAGACAGAUAAAGAAGAGACAGAUAAAGAAGAGACAGAUAAAGAAGAAACAGAAAAAGAAGAGACAGAUAAAGAAGAGACAGAAAAAGAAGAGACAGAUAAAGAAGAAGAAGAGACAGAAGAAGAAGAGACAGAAGAGGAGGAGACAGAAGAGGAGGAGACAGAAGAGGAGGAGACAGAAGAAAAUAAAAAAGAAACAGAAAAAGAUAUAGAACCACUGCAACAAGAUGAAGCAGCAGCAGCAGCAGAUGCUGCUGCUGCUGCUGCUCCAGCAGAUGCUGCAGCAGCAGAUACUGCUGCUGCUGUUGCUGCUGCUGCUGCUGCUGCUGCUGCUCCAUCGGAGACACCAAAAUGUGAUGCAGCAGCAGCAGCAGAUGCAGCACCCAAUGAAGCUCCUGAGACACCAAAAUGUGAUGCAGCAGCAGCAGCAGAUGCAGCACCCAAUGAAGCUCCUGCAGCAGCAGCUGCUGCUGCUGCUGCUGCUGCUACUGCUGCUGCUGCUGCUGCUACUGCAGCAGAACAUACACCAGCAGCAGCAGCUACUACUGGUGCUGCUGCUACUGCAGCAGCAAAUACACCAGCAGCAGCAGCACCACCAACAGCAGCAGCAGCAGCAGCAACAACAGCAGCAGCAGCAGCAGCAAAACCUGGUGGUCGUCGUUUGUCUGUGGGUCUGUGCCGCGUGUUAACAGUCUCUCCAGCAGCAGCAGCAGCAGCAGCAGCAACAUGA
This is a messenger RNA of Eimeria mitis, 1884 nucleotides long. RefSeq lists its product as uncharacterized. The record is from RefSeq and is a predicted model, not a curated record. NCBI's taxonomy places the organism in Eukaryota, Apicomplexa, Conoidasida, Eucoccidiorida, Eimeriidae. The transcript has 3 exons. The coding region runs from base 1 to 1884 and encodes 627 amino acids.